CCUCGGCUCCCCGGCAGUGUGCUCCCUAAGGGGCCCGGGGGGGCGGUCUCGCCUGGCGGGGGGCUGGCAGCCGCGCUUCUUCUCUGAGUUGGGGCUCCUGUUUGCGAAGAUUCUCCACGGGAACAGUAACCUGGGAAGAAGAAGAGACAGGUCAUCAGGAUGGCUGCUACCUCCCAGUUUGCCAGUCGAUACAAGAAGAAUUUGAGCACAGAAGCCCUCAGAACCAAGGUUGCCCGCAGGAAAUCCAUCCUUCAGAAGGAGAACAGGCACAAGCUCUUCGAAAAGGGCCGGCAGUUCGGGCUGGCAGAUGUCAAUGUUCAGCUCUCCAAGGAGAGGGGAAUUUCUGAGCUCAAGGAAACCAAGGAAUUGUGCUCUCAAGAGAACAGCAGUGUGAAACAGAGACAAGCCCCAAAUGCAGCCACCAAGAGGAUGAACGAGCGCAAGGAGAUGCUGCAGCGCUACAAGGAAGAGAAGGAGCUUCGCAAACUGCAGGAGCAGAGAGAGAAAGCCAAGAAAGGGGUGUUCAAGGUUGGGCUCUACAGACCAGCUGCACCUGGAUUUCUUGCACCUGCUGCUGAGGAACCAGCAGUCCCGAAGCCAAGAGAGAAGGAAACAAGGGCAGCUCCUGCUUUCUCUGGAAGGAUUACUCGAUCAAAAGCCAAGAUCCAAGAAGGAAAAACUAUGAUACCAACUGCAUCUAAGUCCUCUACGGUCAGUGCCCACGGGCAGAGCGUGCGCUCUACGCAGGCAGGACAUAAACAGAUGAGUACAGUCAAAGUGGCAGAAAAAGAGAAAGUGUUGCAGACUGCAGCCCAACCAGCCCCAAGUGUGAGAGUCACCAGAGCAGCUGCCUCUGCAGCCAGGCAGGUGCUGAAACCAACUGCUGCUACUGCUGGUAACCAAUCACAGAGAAAGACAGCAAGUGUAGGAAAGCCGAAGAAAGCUGUCAAACCUGAUCCCACAAAGGUAAUUUCUUCUAAACAUGAAGUGGAGACAAAUGCUGGAGUGGAGCCAGGGGUAAAAAGUUCUGCAGCUGAUUCCAAACACUCAAUGCCAGUAGAACUUCAGCAAGAAGAAACUUCAGUGGAAAACAACAGUUUUUCUCCAAGGAGACCCAGAACCCGCUCCUUUGCACCUCAGAACUUUGUGUUUCAGCCUCUGAGUGGAUUGGCAACCUACACUGUGACACCCAUGUCUCCUUCAAGGGCAAAUGCUUUUUUGACACCCAGUGCUGUCUGGAAUUUUUCAAAAUCUCCAGUCAAAAUAUUUGAAAAAUCCAGUGAAACUAAAGCACAAAAGCCUGAUUUAAAAAGUCAAACUUCACCUUCUGUUAAAGGCAUUCAAGAACAGCAGAAGACCACAAGUUUGAAAGGAGUAGCAGGUGAAUCAGAUGAGAGAACUUCCACUCAGAGAUCAAACAAAAUAACUCCUGCCUCAACUGCACUUGCAGUGAAGUCAGAUGAUACAAGAGAGCAGGAGCAUGAUGUGCCUUAUUUCAGAAACAUUCUUCGCACUGAGACGGAGCGGCUGCUGUCUCAGUGCCUGCAGUGGGAAGGAAACCUUGAGCUGGACAUUCCAGAGGAUGCUAAAGACCUGAUUCGCACCACAGUUGGUCAGACAAGGCUGCUCAUAGGAGAAAGGUUCAAACAGUUUGAAGGACUGGUUGAUAACUGUGAAUUUAAGCGGGGUGAAAAAGAAACAACAUGUACAGACCUGGAUGGAUUUUGGGAUAUGAUUUAUUUCCAGAUUGAAGAUGUGAAUAAAAAAUUUGAUAACGUGAAGAAACUUCGAGACAAUGAGUGGCAGCCACUUGAUGUCCCAAGCAAAGCAGCUGUCAAGAAAAAGGCAGUUCCAAGUGAAGUGCCCAAACCCAAGGUGGAAGCAGCUGCCAGAACGGCUGCCCGGAGCCGCCUGGCCUCUGUGAAAGCAGCCAUGAGGGACAAAAUGAAGCAGGGGGCAGCUGCUGAGGGUGCGCAUCAGGAGAGGCUGCCAGAGGAGGAAAAAGUGGUUUUUGAAGCGGGAUUUUUCCGGAUUGAAAGCCCUGUGAAAAAAUUUUCAGGUUUGCUUCCAAGGACCCCUGCAAAACUGGCAAAUCCCAGAUCAUCCAUUAAAUCUUUGCUCCUGAACAAUCCUUCUCCUCUCUGUGCCCCUGAGGAUGCACCUGCAAAACAAACCCCAUCAGGCCUCAAAGGCUUCCACCCAGCACAAAGCUUGAAAACGGACCAACUUCCCACCGAAAAAAGGCCCCCACUGGAUAAACUCCCUGAUGGUCUUGAACAAAGCAUUUCUGUGGUUGCAGAAGAAAUGUGUCUGGUUGCUGGCACGGCAGAGGGAAAUAAGGUUCUGGGAAAUCGUAGCAGUGACUCAAAAGCAAUGGAUGGCAUGGAAGAGAUGGAACUGUCUGCUGCAGAGCAAGGACAAGACAUCGUCAUGUGCAGCCCGGAGAAGGAGACAAACUUUGCUCAGUCUGGAGAGCCACAAAUGCAUCAGACAGAUGUUUCAUGCAGUGAUUUGACACUCAUUGACAGAAAUCCUUUUGAUAUGCCAAUGCUGGAUGCUGAGCUUCCCUUCACUCCAGUCAAGACCAAAGCCCAGAAGUUUGCAGCAGCUGAAGUAUUCAGUGACCUCAUCGUCUUUUCUCCUGUUGGUCCCUCGGGGGAUCAAUGAAAAGUGACUUUGAAUGCAAAAUCUGUAAAUUCUACGGACAGGAAGGCCCCAGAGGGUAUCUGGAACACAGCCUGCUACCCUGGAACUGUGUUGAGAGAGGAGGAGUGCCUGUGGUAAUGGAUCUGAUAACGGGGUUUGGAGCAUUUUAUGGUGCAGCUGUACAUCAGGAGUGGGCUGUGUUCUGGUGAUCCCUGCUGUAUCCUCUGGCUGUAAAUUCUGACUGCAACCUGAAGCAUUUUUAUCUUGGUAUCAUUUAAUGUAUUUCCUGUCUCCUCCAGGUUGUAAAACCGUUCACCUUUAAACUUUUCUACGCUGACAUGACUAACCUUAUGAUUUAUUGUUUAUUACAAGGUGCCCACCCCACCAGCUGUGCCUGUGCCCUGUUUCUGCUGGGAGGGGACCUUCUGGGGUGCCACCCAGCCUGUUCCCUCCCCAGAGCACCCUGCCGUGCUCUGGGGGCCCCUCUGCACCCUCAGGCUGCAGUGUCUGCUGUGUUGUCUCCUGUCUCAGCACCGGCUGUGGCACUGUUGGAUGCCGGGAAAGCUUUCCUGGUGUUUAACAACCACGGGGUUUGUAAUAUCAGAAGCUAACUCAGAACAAGGAUUUCUAAGUCAGAUAAUACCUUUUCUUGGCGAUGUAUUGAAAAAUAGGCAUUGAUAUAAUUUCCUUUAAGGAUGCAUUUUUCUAUUGAGUAUCUUAAGGACCGGUGUUUUCUACUUGUUUUUUGACACGUUUAUGCUCCUCUCAUCUUGUUCCUUGUGCAUCCCCAAUCCAGGCUGUAACAUGUUUGUGCAUAAGGAACAUGCCAGAUCUCUAGACUCUGGAUUUAAGGAGUACCAUUACAGCACCACCAGUUGUUAUAUUUUUAACAAAUACCUCACUGGGCUUCUUCUUGUACCGGUGACCUGAGUGUAACACACACAUCCUUCCAGCAGCUUUGAGCCCAAACCAAGCAGGGAUCUCAGUAUCCCUCAGCAGAAAGUUUUGCUGCCACUGCCAGGGGAGCUCGUCUGGUUUAAGUUUUAACCUGGAAGCUGUGUUCUGAUUACACUGAAUAAAGAGAGGAAGCUGA
Hirundo rustica (Barn swallow) is the source of this 3739-nucleotide messenger RNA. RefSeq names its product DLG associated protein 5 (gene DLGAP5). Lineage: Eukaryota; Metazoa; Chordata; Aves; Passeriformes; Hirundinidae. Gene Ontology annotation, biological process: signaling; mitotic spindle organization; kinetochore assembly. Gene Ontology annotation, cellular component: spindle pole centrosome; nucleus; cytoplasm. The transcript is spliced from 20 exons. The record is from RefSeq and is a predicted model, not a curated record. The coding region runs from base 160 to 2667 and encodes 835 amino acids. Gene Ontology annotation, molecular function: microtubule binding.